This is a messenger RNA of Populus trichocarpa (black cottonwood), 769 nucleotides long. Its product is annotated as umecyanin. Gene Ontology annotation, molecular function: electron transfer activity. Gene Ontology annotation, cellular component: plasma membrane. Lineage: Eukaryota; Viridiplantae; Streptophyta; Magnoliopsida; Malpighiales; Salicaceae. The record is from RefSeq and is a predicted model, not a curated record.
CUAUCAUGGGAGGAUCGUCAUCGGUCUUUGCUGAAGACAUUUUUGAAAGACUAUAUAUAUAUUCCCCCUCGUUAUUUCCGAAAUCAAAGAAUCCUAAAACAUUGAUUCAGAGGCAAGAAAAUGGGUAGCCGAUUGUGUUUCAAUAUUGGGUUCUUGAUUGUUGCAUCGGUGGGUUUGCUUCACGUAGGUGCAUAUGCAGCUAAUACUUACACAGUUGGAGGUGAUUUGGGAUGGAUUAUUCCUCCGAACAGCUCUUACUAUGAGGAAUGGACCAGCCAGAGCACAUUUCAGAUAGGAGACUCCUUCGUAUUCAACUGGACAACCGGAACACAUACCGCAACUGAAGUAAGUACCAAGGAGGAGUACGAUAAUUGCACAAAGAUGGGAUUAAUAUUGAAAGAUGCAGGAGUUAAAGUCACUUUCAAAGAUAAUGACACGCACUACUUCCUCUGCUCUGAAGGAACACACUGUGAGCAAGGCCAGAAGAUGAUAAUCAAAAUUGGAGAUGGCAUACCACCAAGUUUUGCAGCUCCAUCUCUUACCGCGGCCGCCGCCUUAUCUGCUCUUUUCUUCUCCACCUUAGCCAUCUUCUUCUUAAACUAAAUCUGAAGACACCCCCCGUCAUGCAAGUAACCUUUUCUUAUCCAGUAGCUCUAGAAUUGGGUGAGCCCUAGAUAGCUUGUUGGUAAUAAUCGACGUGGGGAUAUUUAAAUUGUUUAUGACAGUGUACCGAUUACAUUUGUUCGUUUUAAUAAAGCUGUCUUUGCAA